AUGUUGAACUCCUUUCGCCCCAAAAGCAAUUGUGAAGAAGAAGCUCGAUUUCUUCAAGACCGCAUCCAGCUGGUAGAAAAACAUUUAGCGGAUUUAUGUGACGUUUUUGGACAAUAUGCUAGGAAAACUGCAAGAAUCCGCGACAAAGGCGACGAAGUUUCCAAAACGGUUCUGGCAUUUUCAGCCAACGAAAACAUUAACAAAUCCCUCUCGGUUGGAUUGGAAAGUUUUGCAGAUUCCAUAUCAACUUUGAGCGAUUACGGUGAUGCUAGAACACAGUCCUUAGAAUUAAAAGUUGUUGGAGAAUUUUCAAGAUAUGAAGACGUUUGCAAAAAAGUCAAAGAAGAAAUUAAAGAUAUUUUUGCUGCCAGGGACAAAGAAGUUCAAAGAAAACGUCAGUUGGAUAGGAUUAGAGAUAGAAAUCCCAGGAAUAGACAGCAAAUUAUGCAAGCUGAAACUGAAUUAGUUAAAGCAACUGCUGAACUCUCUAAAACGGUUCACAAUAUUGAAGAAAAAGCGACCACUUUCGAACGACAAAAGCUUCACGAUUUAAAGUCAAUUUUGCUAGAUUUUAUCAGCAUUGAAAUGGGUUACCAUGCAAGGGCCUUAGAAGAAAUGACAAAGGCUUAUUCGCUUGUAGAUGCUAUUGAUGAAGAAUCUGAUUUAGAGGACUUUCAAUCUGCAAGAGGAAAACUAGAUCUGGAAUUCAAAAAAUCUCUUCGUUUGCCUGGAACAAUCCACCGUCAUUCUCCAAGCUCCUUAUUUCGUUCCAGUCAAUCUCUAGGAGCAAUAUUUUCGAAUUCUCAAAACAAAAGUAGUCGUUCUAGAGAGAAGUUGAACAAAAGCGAAGAAAAUUUGGAUUCUAUAAGGCGCAGUAUUUCAGAGACAGAAGAAGAUGCUUCUCAAAGUGAGGAGCAUUCAAUUGAUAGUGACGAUGAGUCUAAUGAUAAUAUAAAGUCACCUGUUGUUGUAAGGAGAAGUGCUAAAAAAAUGUAA
Messenger RNA from Ceutorhynchus assimilis (cabbage seed weevil), 996 nucleotides. Lineage: Eukaryota; Metazoa; Arthropoda; Insecta; Coleoptera; Curculionidae. The record is from the annotation of a GenBank genome assembly.